Messenger RNA from Huiozyma naganishii CBS 8797, 198 nucleotides. It is a transcript of the gene ATP15, whose product is annotated as F1F0 ATP synthase subunit epsilon. The record is from RefSeq and is a predicted model, not a curated record. Gene Ontology annotation, biological process: proton motive force-driven mitochondrial ATP synthesis. The transcript has a single exon. The coding region runs from base 1 to 198 and encodes 65 amino acids. Lineage: Eukaryota; Fungi; Ascomycota; Saccharomycetes; Saccharomycetales; Saccharomycetaceae. Gene Ontology annotation, cellular component: mitochondrial inner membrane. Gene Ontology annotation, molecular function: proton-transporting ATP synthase activity, rotational mechanism.
AUGAGCGCGUACUGGAAGAAGGCAGGCAUCACCUAUGCAACGUAUUUGAAUGUCACUGCAAAGACUCUGCGCUCCGCGCUGAAGAACGAACUCCAGACACAAAAUGUGCUGAGUAGGGGAACUACGGAUGCUGCGUACACCGUGUACGAAAAGGGUACCCCGAAGGCGGACCCUCAACCUUUGCAAGAAACUUCAUAG